Molecule: messenger RNA, 1134 nt
Organism: Miscanthus lutarioriparius
Lineage: Eukaryota; Viridiplantae; Streptophyta; Magnoliopsida; Poales; Poaceae
Source: the annotation of a GenBank genome assembly
AUGUCGUCGUCUGCGUGCGACAAGAAGAAGCUGAAGACGGCGUGCGUGACCGGAGGGAACGGCUACAUCGGCUCCGCGCUCAUCAAGGUGCUGCUGGAGGAGGGCUACGCCGUGAAGACGACGGUCAGGAACCCCGAUGACAUGCAGAAGAACUCUCACCUCAAGGGAUUGCAGGAGCUUGGACCGCUGACGGUCCUCCGCGCCGACAUGGACGAAGAAGGCAGCUUCGACGACGCCGUCGCGGGCUGUGAUUACGCCUUCCUCGUCGCCGCCCCGGUGAACCUCUGGGCAAAGGAUCCAGAGAAAGAGCAGAUUGAGUCGUCUGUCCGAGGAACGCUGAACGUAAUGAGAUCGUGCGUGAAGGCCGGGACGGUGCGGCGCGUGAUCCUGACCUCGUCGGUGGCCGGAGUCUACAUCAGGCCGGACCUGCAAGGCGACGGGCACGUGCUGGACGAGGACUCCUGGUCCGACGUCGACUACCUCAGAGCAAACAAGCCGCCAACCUGGGGAUACUGCGUGUCAAAGGUGCUCCUGGAGAAGGAGGCGUGCAGGUUCGCGGACGAGCACGGCAUCAGCCUCGUCACCGUCUGCCCCGUCCUCACCGUCGGCGCAGCGCCGGCACCCAAGGUCCGCACCAGCAUCAUCGACAGCCUCUCCAUGCUGUCCGGCGACGAGGCCGGGUUCGCCGUGCUCAGAGGCAUCGAGACGACCUCCGGCGCGCUAACGCUGGUCCACAUCGACGACCUCUGCCGCGCCGAGCUGUUCCUGGCAGAGGCGGACGCGGCUGACGGGAGGUACAUCUGCUGCAGCCUCAACACGACCGUCGUCGAGCUCGCGCAUUUCCUGGCACACAAGUACCCGCAAUAUGGCGUGAAGACAAAUUUCGACGACGAUGAGCAGCUCCUGGAGAGGCCGAGAGUGAUCAUGUCGUCGGAGAAGCUGGUCCGGGAAGGAUUUCAGUACAGGCACAACACGCUGGAUGAGAUAUACGACAACGUGGUUGAGCUUGGAUUCUCCAGCGAGAGGAACCGUGUCACUGCUCUGUUCUGCAGGUUGGCAGCAUAUCAUCAGGCAAGUGGUGAAGUUGCUAGUCGGCAUCAAUAUCAGCAAAAAAUCGUCACUGCAAAGCUCUGA